CAUGACACCCUCCUCUCUGCACACGCAGUCCGGCACCGUGGCGCGGAUUUGGCUCCAGACCUCGGCAGGACGCGGCUGACAGGCCACCUGAAGGCUGUCAGUGCUGGUGUGGUGGGCCGCAGCCGCAGAGGGAAUGGACGUUUCCGGGAAGACUUCGUGAAAAGGCGCUGGCUGGAUUCUUCGCGCAUGGGAGGCGCACCUCGCCGAGGCUGAGGGCGCGUACCUGUGCGGACUUGCCCGCAGCUCUCGAGUGGGGGAGUCGAGCUCGUGGAGACACACCUUACUUGGCUUUUGCGGAUCUACGGCGCCCCCCGCCCCCCACUCCACCCUCUCUCUCAGAAAGCGAAGGGAUAACCGAGGUGAACAUUGAAAUGUCGGCAAAUGAGAGAGCAACUCGAGCGCUGAGGGAGAUCCUACAGAACCCUGGAAAUGACACUUGCGCAGACUGCGGCGCGCCAGAUCCAGGGUGGGGCUCCUGCUCUCUGGGGGUGUUCAUCUGUCUGGCGUGCUCCGGGAUCCACCGCAACAUCCCCGACGUCAGCAAGGUCAAGUCCCUGAGCCUCUCCCACUGGGAGGACCAGGAGGUGCAGUUCAUGGCUGAGAAUGGUAACGAGCUGAUGAAGAGUAAAUAUGAGGCCGCUGUUCCCGUCUACUACUACAAACCAACCCACAAAGACUGCCAGGUGUUGCGGGAGCAGUGGAUUAGAGCAAAGUACGAGAGGAAGGAGUUCUCUGAGCCUGGGAAGAACUUUAUAUAUGAGGAAGGAACUAGAGAUGGCCUGUUGAUGAAGAGGGGGCGGGACAACGGGCAGUUCCUCAGCAGGCGAUUCGUCCUCUCAGAGAGGGAGGGGACUCUGAAGUACUUCACCAAAUAUGACGCUAAGGAGCCCAAAGCGGUAAUCAAGGUGGACACCAUCAAUGCGACCUUCCAGCCUGAGAAGAUAGGAAACCCCAACGGCCUGCAGAUCACCUACCUCAAAGACUACAGCACCCGCAACAUCUUUGUCUACCAUGACAACGGCAAGGAGAUCGUAGACUGGCUUAAUUCAAUUCGUGCAGUUCAGCUUCACUAUCUAAAGGUUGCGUUUCCCGGGGCGACAGAUGCUGAGCUGGUGCCCAAGCUUACCCGGAACUUUCUGAAGGAAGGAUACAUGGAAAAGACAGGUCCCAGGCAAACAGAAGGCUUCAAGAAACGCUGGUUCACUCUGGACCACAGGCGACUCAUGUACUUCAAAGAUCCUCUGGACGCCUUUGCCAAAGGUGAGGUGUUUUUGGGGAACAAGGACCACGGCUACAACGCCUCCCCCGGCUUGCCUGCUGGCACCCACUGCAACGGCGCCUGGCAACACGGCAUCACCAUAGUGACGCCUGACCGCUGCUUCCUGUUUACUUGCGAGACGGAGAGCGACCAGCAGGAUUGGCUGAAACACUUCAGCGAUGUCAUGAACGCUCAGAUGUCCCCUCAGGAGUACACGAUGGAAGCCUUGUUCAAGCACAGGCAUUGACAGACCAGAGGCCUGAGGGACCAGCUCCUCUUCUCUCAGACCGUCACCAGCCCGACACAAAGCCAUCACACAUCAGCAUCAGUUCAGCCACUGACUCCUUUAGUGAUUUUUGGAUAUUGUUGCAAAAUCUUCAUCACUAAUGUGGUCAGACUGGAGUUUGUUGCUACAAAAGUCCCAAAGGCGAUCACUGGGGUUAAAAAUGCAAACAUGAGGACCAAGGCAAUGCUAAUUGGUAAACUGAAAAAUAUAUAUCUGGCCAGAAGAAAUAGAAAUGUUUAGUUUUAAAAAAUUUGGUUUCGGUGGCAUUUAUUGCUGUAAAAUUUUUAGGUUUAUAAAAAGAGGCAUUUUUAAGUUGAGAAGUGCCUUGGUCCUCCUGUACUAGUAUUUUAUCCUCUUGUGUAGUAUUUUAUGUCCAUUUGUGAUGAGAUGAUUUGGUAAUACUGAUAAGAUUAAGGGAGUCAAAUGAGUCAAACCCGUACAGAUCAUCAACUGACAGAAAACAAUCGCGUCUGUGGACUCAGAGUUUCUUUUCAUUUUUUUAAAACUUUUUUUAAUAUUAUAUAAAAGCAAUGGUAAUCGUUGGUUGUUUUAUGUAAAGUUGUUACUACUUUCAUGACUUAAAACAUGCUUGCAUCAUGCAGCUUAUUGUGCCAAAAGUUCAGAAAGAGAGUUUUUCCAAGCGAGGCAGUAUCUUCAGAUACGCUGCCGGUGCAGCUUAUACCAGCAAUCCAACAUGGCUUUGAUCGUUUUCUUUCAAGACUGAGCAAAUGUUGACUUUACAAGUAGUUUUGAGAGGUCUGUCUUGACAGACAAUAAAGGAGAUUUGUUCAUGCAUUGGGAUAGAAAAGCUGCAAAUACUGCAAGCCAUUACAUGGUGUAACAGCGCCUCCAUGUGGCGUACAGUAUAUACACUGAGUCUUUGUUAAAACUCCAAUAAGUUGUUUUUUUCUCAUUUUUAUAGAUAUCAGACAGCCAAUUGAUAUAUUUUAGUGGUAUUUUCUUUUUUGUUAUUUUCCUUUUUUUUGGUUAAAGAGAUAAUCACAUUACAUAUUGAUUUGGUGCCUUUUUUAAGUAAAGGUGGGCUGUUUCUGUGCAUGGCCAUAGAUGACUGACAUAGGAUAUGAAAUUAUUGAUUAUCACUAAUGAAACUAUUUUUUUUGGAAUUUGUCAAGGAAUCUCUAUCAAGAUUUGUGGGGGGGAUUUUAAAAACAGUUACUUAAUUGUAGAUUAUCGCUCUCUUCAGACUGAAGGUGAGUCAUUCCAACACUAGGUUCCACCCUGAGCAUUUUUAGAAAAGCAAUAUCUUUUUCCAGUAAAUAUUAUAAUAUCAGACUUCCUGCACCAUCAACUUAAAUAUCGAUGUGCUGCCACCUUGCAAUUAAUGCAGAGGCAGAAAGCAUCCAAGAAAAGUUAAUAUUGCAAGCUUUAGAGAAAAAUGUAUGUGAGAUGAAUAAAAUUCAGCAGAAAUUUAGAUAAUACUGCGUACAAAGACAGCAGGUGUAUCACUAUUGUUAUUACCAAUAUUAUUUUACUCUGAAGAUGAGGACCUCAGCAAAAACUAUACUGCAAAAAUUCAGUUCUCAAAAACAAAAAAGUAAUAAAAUGGGGAGAAUUUAAUAAUAAUAAGCACAAUUACCUGCCAGCAUAAGUGGAAAAUUUAAUUUGCCAAGAUUUUUAACACUAAGAAAAACAUCUACUCUCAAAGAAGCCACAGUUACCUGAAGAGUAGUGUGUACAGACUUGCCUACGUUUGUCCGAGCACAAAGAAUUUCUGACUUCGACAAAGCAGUUUUGUACUUUUUAUGAAACAAAUAAACACGCCCUUUCUUUAUGCAUAUGUAUGAUGUGUUUGGCUGCUGUAUUCACAACAUGGGCAAGUGAUUUCUGGGUGUCUAAAACUACACCUCGGAGCUCAGAGACGGCAGGUUGAGGCCCAAGAGGAAUAUCUCAUAAAUCUAUAGGCCCAUGCUAGUUU
Molecule: messenger RNA, 3480 nt
Organism: Chelmon rostratus (copperband butterflyfish)
Lineage: Eukaryota; Metazoa; Chordata; Actinopteri; Chaetodontiformes; Chaetodontidae
Exons: 11
Coding region: 372-1505 (377 amino acids)
Biological process (GO): positive regulation of GTPase activity
Cellular component (GO): plasma membrane; intracellular membrane-bounded organelle
Molecular function (GO): phosphatidylinositol bisphosphate binding; GTPase activator activity
Source: RefSeq, a predicted model, not a curated record